Racocetra fulgida is the source of this 605-nucleotide messenger RNA. NCBI's taxonomy places the organism in Eukaryota, Fungi, Glomeromycota, Glomeromycetes, Diversisporales, Gigasporaceae. The record is from the annotation of a GenBank genome assembly.
GUACUACUGAUCGAGUACUUCAACACAAAAACCAUCUGUUUGAUCUUUUAGUAAAUAUGCCUGCUCGCGAGUCAAAUCAUUCACAUCCAACUUUAGUCGCAUCACCCGGAUCACAUCUGUCCACAAACAUAAAUGCUACUGAUAUUAGACGCUAUAGGGUUUUGCUCAAAAUAUUGGCAUCUUAUGGAAUAAACUAUUUAGAUGGGUAUGAGGAAGAUGGAGGAAAUUUGACUGAUACUUGGCGCAAAAUGAUGUUUGGUGGGUGGUUUUGGUGGUAUGGGAGAGAUGGGUAUCAGAAAUUAAAUGAUAAUUAUGAGGGUGAGGGUGAAGGUGAUGAAGGCGACAUGUUACUGAGUUAUCAUGACGAUCCCUCACAAGAUGGACAAAAUGUUGACGGAUCUAAAGAUGUUCCGGAAAUUGAGUCUGACGAUGAGAUAACUUUCCUUUACUCAGAUCACUUAAUUCAGCUUGGCUUAGAUCCACGUGAUGAUGGAGCAUUUGUCGAAGAGUUGGCAGAAAUGUAUUUCGGUAAAGAGGUUGAAGUUGUGGGAAAAGGUGGUAAUAUUUUAAUUCAAUCAUGUUCGGAGUUGUGUUCUUUGGAUGAG